This is a messenger RNA of Scomber japonicus (chub mackerel), 845 nucleotides long. It is a transcript of the gene paxx, whose product is annotated as PAXX non-homologous end joining factor. The transcript is spliced from 7 exons. Bases 63 to 653 code for a protein of 196 amino acids. Gene Ontology annotation, cellular component: site of double-strand break; nonhomologous end joining complex; nucleus. Gene Ontology annotation, biological process: double-strand break repair via nonhomologous end joining. Gene Ontology annotation, molecular function: molecular adaptor activity. NCBI's taxonomy places the organism in Eukaryota, Metazoa, Chordata, Actinopteri, Scombriformes, Scombridae. The record is from RefSeq and is a predicted model, not a curated record.
GAAGAAGAAGCAUGAAGAGGAAGUCAGUUUCGUUGUUGUGCUUUUGUUUGUGAGCUGUUAACAUGGAUGUGAGCCAGACAUCAUACUGCACUGUGCUGGAUAAAAACAGUCAGUCUAAAUACAUUUGCUACACACGCAUUAAAAACGGCGCAUUCAACAUUUGUUUGACAGAUGCUGCAGAUGUUUGGAGCACGGAGUACACCGAGGACAAGCUGAAACAGUUUAGACAGAGGUUUGCCUUGAAAUCUACAGAGGAUUACACCCUAAAACUCAGGUCGGCUUGUGGUAGCGGGGAUGUGUCUGUUAUGUUGCAUGACAGCAGUGCAGAGCUCCAUGUGGGCCCCAGUCCUGCUGACCUGAGCGUGACCCUGCUCAGGCUGGACGGCCCACAGGCAACAGAGGAGCUCAAGGAGCUGCUGUUCAGGAUGGCCGACAGCCUUGCUCAGCCUGACAGUAAAUGUGGAUCCCCCUCCGUCAGUCCAGUGAAAAAUCACCAAAGGCGGGCCGCAGAAUUUGAACCCCGACAACAGCAGAAUUGUGCUCCUUCAGUGACGGUGAAGAAACGACUUCCAGGCGCUUCGCUCAUCAACCCAGGAACCAAAAAGAAGCGUCAAGCAACCGGUGUGGCCUUCGAUGAUGCAGAUGAGGACUGAUCGUAAUGACACAGAUGUGAUCUUACACUGCCGCUGCUCAACCUGCUUUUUAAUCCUCUAACACAACAAUAUGAAGGUGAAGAUAGGUUUUUAAAUGACAGCUUGAUGAAAAUCUGUUGGCAAUGAAAGUUUUUAUGGUAUAUGACGUCAAUCAGUGAUCACUAUGAUUGUAAAUUAUUUUAAAUGUCAGUG